GCCCCCAAGCCGUUCAUCUUUUUUAUCUUUAAAUAUUUUUUUGGGUAAUUCAGGGAAGAUAAGCCCUACCCCAUUUUUCACGUAAAUUAGGAGCUAGCUAGGGGUGGUCUCCCCAUUUUUCAAGUAAAUUAGGAGCUAGCUAAGGGUGGUCUUAGGGCGUAGGGUGCUACCACCGGUCCUUUCACAUUCUGUCUGAAAUCCUGGCGUGCAACCAUGCUCCGUCCCUCGAUUUCUUGCCUGAUGCGAUGGUUUAUUAGGGCUACAACCUUAAAUAAGUUUCUCAUAUUUAUGUAUUUCCUUCAUGUAUUUCACCUUUAUCCAUCUACAUAUUUGCUUCCUCCCCCUCCAUAAAUUCUGGCUCUCAAUCCCCAGGAAGACCAACCCACUUUCGCUGUGCUAUCAGUGAGAGGGGUGUAGCAGUAAGCCCACCCAGAAAUCAUCACCAAUCGAUCAGGCUGAGUGCCGUGGUCGACCCCUCUUACAUCCAACUGGAGCAGUACCGGGUCAAGCCCGGUUCUGUUCCGGUGGGCGAGAACACCCCGGUGAUUGAUUUCACUCCCCUCUCAGACGAAAAGUCGACCCUGCCAUGAAGGCUAAGCUCGCCAAAGAGGUGGGCGCAACUUUCAGAGACUCGGGCUUCUUCCACAGCAUCAACCACUGUAUCCCCAAAGAGCCGACGGAGACAGUGACAGAGAAUCUGAAACUCUUCUUUCACCAACCAUUGGAGGAGAAGAUGAAGGUGCAGCUCGACUUGACUCACCCCGUCAGUUACAAUAGCAAUGAUUUCACCAACAAUGUGAGGGAUUGGGUCGAGAUAUACAACUACUUGCUCAAAGAUAAGAUCGAGGUGCCUGUAACGCAUGAACUGGAGGCUACCAGGAUUAUGCAGUUGCACAACCACGGGCCCGCCUGCCCACCGGGCUUCCAGAAGACCAACCCAUUUUCGCUGUGCUAUCAGAGAGAGGGGUGUAGCAGUAAGCCCACCCAGAAAUCAUCACCAAUCGAUUUCUAUAGGGUGAGGAGGCUCAGUAACUGCGUGAAAUUGGCGAGUGAGAAUGACAUUGUCACCAUUCACACCUUCAAGAAGCCUACUACUCAAACUCCCACUGCUGCUACUACUACUACUGUUGCUGCUUAAAUCUUUUCACCUCAAGCCACCCUAGUUUUUCCCUCAUCUAUUAAAAUUUUCGUUAAAGAUUUGAGACUUCUUUCUCUCUCUUAAUGUUGUCAUUAUGUCUCUUAAUGUUGUGCUUAUGUCUCUUAUUGCUGUGUCACUCCUGUAAUGUGUACGCGCAAUCUGGAUGUUGA
Amborella trichopoda is the source of this 1308-nucleotide messenger RNA. The record is from RefSeq and is a predicted model, not a curated record. Lineage: Eukaryota; Viridiplantae; Streptophyta; Magnoliopsida; Amborellales; Amborellaceae.